Messenger RNA from Bufo bufo (common toad), 2617 nucleotides. RefSeq names its product intercellular adhesion molecule 3 (gene ICAM3). Gene Ontology annotation, cellular component: membrane. The record is from RefSeq and is a predicted model, not a curated record. Gene Ontology annotation, biological process: cell-cell adhesion. The transcript has 8 exons. The coding region runs from base 318 to 2213 and encodes 631 amino acids. Gene Ontology annotation, molecular function: integrin binding. NCBI's taxonomy places the organism in Eukaryota, Metazoa, Chordata, Amphibia, Anura, Bufonidae.
UUAGAGAGUGCAGGAAGUCAGUUCAUGUAACGAGGUACCACUGUGACUUCCUUUAUUCAUAUAUCCUCCCCCAAACCGCCCCCUGUUCCUGAGCACACUACUGGGGGCUGGCACUGAGAUUAGGCAGCAGAGUUAGACACUAAGUGAAAGAAAGAACUGGCUUUAGUCUGGAGUAGAUAAGGAGGACAGAAGACCACAAGAAGGACAUUUCAGGCACAUAACAUUCUCCUCUCUUUUGGGCACCCUACACUGAUCUCCUCAUCAUCUCCGCACCCGCCAUUUGGACUUAACCCUUUGCUGCUACAUCACAUCCGACCAUGAAGACUUGCCAGAUUCUGCUUGCACUGUGUACCGUUAUGCUGGUUACCCAAGUGAGGUCCCAGGACACGUUGGGGUUCGGAGCCACAAGUUCUGAGCUGUUCGUCCCAUUAGGAGAGGCCGUAUGGUUAAACUGCUCUACUCACAAACCUGACAGAACAUUCUAUGAUACCAGAUUAUACAAGAAUCAGACCAAGAGGGGGCCCAACUGGUUGGCAGUGGAAGUGAUUGUCCGUGACUGGGAGAACUCAACGUGUGUCUGCAUGCUUGACACCGGAGACCAACAAUUAAUAAGUCACACCCAAGUCAUGGCAUAUGCUCUACUUUCCGACGUCACUAUAGACCUGCAGACGGAGCUACAGGAAGGAAAAGAAUAUACCAUCAACUGUACGGUUCAUGAAGUUGCUCCUCUGGAGUAUCUUACCAUAAACAUCCACAGAGGAGGGGAUGUCAUUGACACUAAAUCAUAUGAAGGACCACACGUGGUGAACAGAAGGACUGUGAGUCACUUACAUACAUUUACAGCUCGUCGCAGUGACAACCUUAAGGACUUCUCCUGUCAGGCCAUUCAAAGACUGGGGUCAGAGGUCCACACAUUCAAUUCCACGGAGAUAACCGUACAGACCUACACACUGCCAGAAGAUCCUGUAAUAAACAUCAAGAAAUGGAUAGAAAAUGGGACCUCAUUUACAGCCGAGUGUCUCAUCGCCAAUGGAUUUCCUCCACAAAACAUCAGCCUGAGGAUGGUCUUUGAAGACACCUUACUCAAUGUCAUUCCUGUCAUGACAAAUGAAGGAACCAUAAAGAGCACGACCCAGCUGUCUGCGAAUUUUUCAGAUCUAGGACAUAAAACCAUCAGAUGCGAAGCUCACUUAUUUAUUUUGUCCAUGGAGAGUAGGGUGGAUGUGAAUAUUUAUGAACUUCCUACUGUGGAUCUGAGCCUUUCAAAAAACACUGUAUACCAUGAGGAGAACGUGACCGCUACCUGUCAAUCAACCAACAAAGUUCCAGGGGCUUAUAGUCUCACCAUUAGUGUGGAUGGUAAAGAAGAGAAGACGGGGCAGACCUCUGUGACCCACACAUUCACUGCAAGCCAAAGGACUCCGAGCCUUCCCAUCACCUGCACGGCUUAUAUUACUAAAAAUGCAAACAUAUCCCAGUCUUCAAUACAGGCCCUAGAAGUACAUUACCCUCCAGAGUUCUCUGAAACUUUGUGCCCCUCAUCUUUACUUCUGGUAGAAGGAAAGACCCCAUUUUCGUGUGAGGCUGAUGGAAACCCAAGGCCGAGAGUAAACUGUGAAGCCGAUGGACGUUCUAUCACUGACGCAGUUACAGUAACAAGAGACAUGUCUGGGUAUUAUAGGUGUACUGCAAUGAACCUGGGAGGAGGCACAUUGAAGCCGGUCAGCGUCACCGUGCAAUAUCCACCAACAAACCCAAAUGUGACUGUUUCGACAAAUGAAACGAUCGGAUUAGGAAAUCCACUAAACAUGACAUGCAGUUCGGAAGGGUUGCCGGCACCUACUUACACCUGGCUGGUCCCCGAGAAUGCCGAUGUGACAUACUCCCUGGAUAAAAGCUCGGUCAUUAUUCACAGAGCAGCAGAGACCCAUGCUGGAACAUACACGUGUGUGGUCAGGAACGCACAUGGAGAAGUGGAAGCAAAGCAGGAGGUGAAAAUUGCUCCGGAUGAUUUUACUACAAGACUGAUCAUCGGUAUUCUGUGCGGUGUAGCUGCCUUACUCCUCCUUGCUGGCAUUGUUAUGCUAGGACGGUACAUUGGCUGGAAGAAUGGCCGAAAGGGAUUCUAUGCACUGUGGAGGAAGAACCCCGACCCACGCCAGCAGAAUGGAAACAUCCCAGAGCCCCCCGCCAACAGCACGUCUUGCGUCUAAUAUUAAGACUAUUGCAACCUGAUAACUCAGACGCUGAGAUGGAGCAAUGUGAAGGCGGACUGCUGACUAAGCCGCCAGGCUGGGAGCAGCCAAUCAGAGCCAUGCCUGACAGUCUCCUUGGAAACCAAAUUGUGGUGAACAGGAAAAGAGAGCCAAUCAGAUUCCAGCAGUGAAAGCAGUGACCUGAUUGGUUGCUGUGAAUCAGGAGAAAGGUGUUACCCAUAGCAACCAAUCAGAUUCCAGCUGACAGUUUAAAACAGAAGUCACAAGAAGACAUCUUCUCCUUCUCCGCACAUGUCUGGACACAAGGCUCCCCUCCCCCAGCCUUCCCUGAGAGAGAUUGUCAUAUGUUCUCUAUGUUUUCUAUCAGUUACUUCUGUGGUAAUGUUGAUGAUGUGGAUCCU